UCGUGUAAGAUGACGCCACGACAGUAGGCGGUGCUCGCUCGCUCCCGGCGGGUCGUGCGCGAGCCCGUUGAGGGCGGAUUACGUCAGUUACAGUCGCCGUGUAACACGGACACUGAUCGGAGGAGAACAGAUGAGGGUGACCCACUGAAGCCGUGAUGAUGCUGUCGCGUCUCUUCAGGCUGCACGGCCUGUUCGUCGCCUCUCAUCCAUGGGAGGUGAUCGUGGGAACGGUUGCCGUGACGAUGUGUCUGAUGUCCAUGAACGCUUUCGCUACUAAUGACCAGAUGUGUGGCUGGAACCAUCAGUGUCCCAAAGUACAAGAGAAAAUUCUAAGCGGUGACAUGCUCAUUUUAACCAUCACACGAUGCCUAGCCAUCAUUUACAUCUACGUCCAGUUCAAAAACCUUCGUCAGCUCGGCUCCAAAUACAUCCUGGGUAUCGCUGGUCUGUUUACCAUCUUCUCCAGCUUUGUGUUCAGCACUGUGGUCGUUCACUUCCUGGGCAAAGAGCUCACAGGACUGAAUGACGCUCUGCCGUUCUUCCUGUUGUUGAUUGAUCUGUCUAAAGCCUGCACACUGGCCAAGUUCGCUCUCAGCUCAAACUCACAGGAGGAGGUCAGAGAGAAUAUCGCUCAAGGCAUGGCCAUCCUGGGACCCACGUUCACACUGGACGCGGUCGUGGAGUGUCUGGUCAUCGGUGUGGGCACCAUGUCUGGUGUGCGCCAGCUGGAGAUCAUGUGCUGUUUCGGCUGCAUGUCGGUUCUGGCCAAUUACUUUGUGUUCAUGACGUUCUUCCCGGCCUGUGUGUCGCUGGUGUUAGAGUUGUCCCGUGAGAGCCGUGAGGGUCGGCCCAUCUGGCAGCUCAGUCAUUUCGCUCGUGUCCUGGAGGAAGAAGAAGGAAACAAACCGAACCCUGUCACUCAGAGAGUCAAAAUGAUCAUGUCUCUAGGUCUGGCGCUGGUUCACGCUCACAGUCGACUCGUGACUGAAUCUCCAGUGCAUAACAUGAGCAGUUCAGACGUGGUUCUGCCCACACCCAACAUGGAGUCCGACAGAACCAUGUCCAGUGUGGAUUUGGAGCAGGUCAUCACGCUCUCUCUCGCUCUGUUAUUGGCGGCCAAGUACGUGUUUUUCGAGCAGGCCGAAACGGAAUCCUCCCUGUCACUCAAACCUCAUGUGGCCACGCCCAACUGUGCCCUGACCAAUAGGAGAGGAGGAGAGGACCGCUGUCAGAGGGAGUCGGCCCCGCCAAAAGCCCUGAAGGGGGUCCAUACGAAUAAAGAUGGAGAUGGACACCAUGAGGAGGAAGAAGCAGAUGAGUGCCGUGAGCUCCAGUCUCACCAGCGCCGCCCUGUGGACGAAUGUCUCACGAUACUUAAAGACCCCAAAAGAGGAGCUCGGUACCUGAGCAACGCUGAGGUGAUGGCAUUAGUGGAGUGCAGAGGUAUUCUGGGAUACCGUUUGGAAGCGGUGCUGGAGAGUCCAGAGAGAGGCGUGGAAAUACGCAGAGAAAUGCUCUCCCCCAAACUCCCGGACUCGUCCGCGCUGGAGAAGCUGCCCUACAGACACUACGACUACUCUAAGGUGAUUGGCACUAACUGUGAGAACGUGAUUGGCUAUGUGCCUGUGCCAGUGGGUGUGGCCGGACCGCUCCUAUUGGACGGGAAAGAAUUCCACGUCCCCAUGGCAACAACAGAAGGCUGUUUAGUGGCCAGCACCAACCGAGGGUGUAGAGCCGUCACGUUGUCAGGUGGCGUGAGCAGUCGUGUUCUCGCGGACGGGAUGACCCGCGGGCCGGUGGUUCAGAUGCCGUCGGCGUGUCGGGCGGCGGAGGUCAAGGGCUGGCUGGAGAGUUCAGAGGGCUUCAGUGUCAUCAAACAGGCCUUCGAUCACACCAGCAGGUUUGCUCGUCUGGACCGGCUGCAGGUCGCUUUGGCCGGGAGGAACCUGUACAUCCGCUUCCAGUCUCAGACCGGAGACGCCAUGGGCAUGAACAUGCUGUCAAAGGGAACAGAAGAGGCUCUGAGCCGACUUCAGGAGCGCUAUCCUGACAUGCGUCUGUUAGCCGUCAGCGGGAACUUCUGCACCGAUAAGAAACCAGCCGCUGUCAACUGGAUCCAAGGCAGAGGAAAAUCCACAGUGUGUGAAGCCAUCGUACCGGCACGAGUGGUCAAAGAGGUGUUGAAGAGCAGCACAGCCGCUCUGGUGGAGCUGAACAUCAGUAAGAAUCUGGUGGGCUCGGCGAUGGCCGGAAGCAUCGGUGGUUUCAACGCUCACGCGGCAAACAUCGUAACGGCCAUCUACAUCGCCUGCGGACAGGAUCCUGCGCAGUCGGUGGGCAGCAGUAACUGUAUUACACUGAUGGAGUGUGUUGGGAUGGAUGGAGAGGAUCUGUACAUCUCCUGCACGAUGCCCUCAUUAGAGCUGGGCACUGUGGGGGGAGGAACCGGUCUGCCUGCACAACACGCCUGUUUACAGAUGUUGGGUGUUCAGGGUGCCAGUGAUCAGUGUCCCGGUGAGAACUCAAGGACACUUGCACGGAUCGUCUGUGGCACAGUGUUGGCAGGAGAGCUCUCGCUGAUGGCCGCCCUCGCCGCAGGACACCUCGUCAAGAGUCACAUGACUCACAACAGGUCAAAAGCUGAUAUUAGAGAGACUGAAUUGCAGCCAAAGGAAGCUUCAUGAAGCACAGCACCCAGAGAACUCUGGGAAAUGGAGUCUUGAGCAUCUGACGUUUGUGUGGUUCCUCGUGUUCAUUCUCAGGGCGUCUGAGGACACGACCUCUCGGAGUGGACAGAUGUCCGGCGGAGUUUUCUUCUGUGAAGCAGCUUAUUUUGCAGUCUGAAUGGGAAUUAUGGGAAAUACUAAUGCUUUACGUUUACUUUGUGCCUCAAUUUUAUAAGGCGACUACAUGAGUAAAUGAGUGAGAUGCCCAGUGAUUGGAUGCUGCGUUUGUGAUUCAGUCACUGCUCAUUUUACUGAAUCUGUGUUUAGUCUUGCACUAAAAGCCAAAACUGUUACUUGCUCAAGAUUUGUCAAAACCUGGUACAAGAUUAUAAAGCCAAAACACACAACGUUUUUAUCGCUUGGUGAAAGUGAGGUGAGAAAACAGGCUUUUUUUGCACACAGACAAAUCGUUUUUAGACUAAAUCAUGAUCUCAGAUCAGAGCUUGAUGGAUGAUUUUGCAGUUUGGACCGUCAAGAGCGUCAGAUUGUGAAUGAAUGUAUUUAAUUCAUGUGUCUAAUCAAUCACGCCAAACUCACUGUGACAAACUCCACUGAUGGACCUUAUGAACGAGGUGCUAAUGUAAUUUAUAAUAGUGAUUUGAGUUGAGUAUGAAUCUGUGUGUGAAUGUUUGGACUGUGCGUGUUACUUAUGAAAUGUCUAAUAUCAUUAUGGUUUCUGUAUUGCCACUGUGUGAAUUCAUGACUAAAGUGCUUCAGCUUUUCUUGACAAAAGCAAAUCCUUUCACUUUCUGACUAUAGAAAGUUCUGAUAAAGCCAUAUCUGUGUCUUUUAAAGCUGCUUUCUCUUGCUUAUUUCCUGCUAAACCAUGGAUCAGAUCAGCAUAUUUUUAAAUUGUCAGUAUUUUUGUUGAAGAACUGUUUUAAAUGCAUUAAACUGGAAAAAUAAACAUUUACAAAGUA
This is a messenger RNA of Ctenopharyngodon idella (grass carp), 3646 nucleotides long. It is a transcript of the gene hmgcrb, whose product is annotated as 3-hydroxy-3-methylglutaryl-CoA reductase b. Gene Ontology annotation, molecular function: hydroxymethylglutaryl-CoA reductase (NADPH) activity; NADP binding; protein binding. Gene Ontology annotation, cellular component: endoplasmic reticulum membrane; peroxisomal membrane. The transcript is spliced from 20 exons. The record is from RefSeq and is a predicted model, not a curated record. Gene Ontology annotation, biological process: sterol biosynthetic process; coenzyme A metabolic process; isoprenoid biosynthetic process. Lineage: Eukaryota; Metazoa; Chordata; Actinopteri; Cypriniformes; Xenocyprididae. The coding region runs from base 156 to 2684 and encodes 842 amino acids.